CGCAGGCGCAUGCGCGGACAUGGCCCGCCGUGGGAGCGAUGUCAAUUUUGUGGCUGCCGACAGACAGUGGACAAAUGCAAUCUUAUUGGAGGCUGAUUCAGCAAAAAAAUGGGUAAACAGAUGGGGAUUUCUGAUAACUGAACGUGAUCAGAUUGAGGCUGAACAGGAGAAAUUGAGAAAUAAGUGUCGACUGCAUACCCCAGAUCACCUGAAGGUUCGACCUGCAUCUCCCAUCAGCAAGUACAUCCAGGUGGGAACAUCACCUCCUGUUCCAAAGACAACCCAAGGACUUGUUGGCUGGCGGUCUGCUGUACCAGGAUUGAAUCUGGAGCAAUACAAAGCCCCCAGACGAGGGAAGUGGAGCUUUCUAAGUCAGAUGAAAUGGCCAGAGGACUGUAUUGACUGAUUUUGUGAUUGUGAUUUCAUCCAUGCAUUAUCUGCUCAUUGAUGCCAAUGGUUUUAGCUGUAGCACAGUCACUACCCAAUAGAUUUGUUCUGUUAGGUUUUAAGAGAUUUUCACAGGACAUUUUUUUUAAAGUAUAAAAACACAAUAGCAAACCAUUUUUACACUCUAUUAUAUUUUGAUCCUUUUUUCCUUAUCUCAAAUACUUCUCUGCUUCAACCACUUUCCUCUUUCAGUUAAUCAAAGUGUUUGAAACUUAAAAAAUGGCUCUCCGUUCAAGGUUAGUGCCACUCAUGAACACAGUAAUCCUUGUUUGAGGGGGUUUGUUCUAAUGAUCUGAAUUAAUACCAAAGGUCAAAAGGGGACGUGGGCUACAGAGACCUUUCAUAAACCAAUGAAAGUUGUUCUUAAUUAUUCAACCCAGUUGACAAUCCUCCAGAAAGAAAAGAAAACUAUAUUUCUUCCAACUUUUCUUAUUUGACUCUGUACUUCAUGAUUACAAUAAAUUGUUUUCUGUGAUUGAAAUUA
Messenger RNA from Hemiscyllium ocellatum (epaulette shark), 931 nucleotides. Its product is annotated as ciliary microtubule inner protein 1-like. Lineage: Eukaryota; Metazoa; Chordata; Chondrichthyes; Orectolobiformes; Hemiscylliidae. The transcript is spliced from 4 exons. The record is from RefSeq and is a predicted model, not a curated record. The coding region runs from base 20 to 406 and encodes 128 amino acids.